AUGCCUGUGCAGUCGAAGGAGGACCCGUUGAUGGUCCUGUACAACCACUACCUCACUCUCUUUCGCUCCCACGUCCGCCGCACACCUCGAUCCGUCAAACUCGCCGCGACCGCUGCCCUCGUCCUGUCCAUCAUCUCCUCUAGCUAUGGCGGUCUCAAGUGGUGGCAGGCUCGUUCGAAAGAGAAGGCCCAGGGCCGGACUCUGGUCCGCAAGAACAGUGGUUUACGGGGGAAGGGAGGAGAACGCAUCAUCUAUGUCCCCAAGGGCGAUACCACCUCCAAAGUUAUCAUCCAUCCCAUCCGCUCGACCACGUUUGAUGCUCAUCGCCGACUGUUUCUGACCCCUCCACGAGUCACUCGUCUGGCCAGUGGAACGUCAACCCCGGCAUAUGGCCCUCCUCCCGCGCAGACCAAGCCGGGCCUCAAUCUGGCUUUCCUCCAUCAAUUCCUCAGUCUGGCGAAUAUCAUGGUUCCCAGAUUCCGGAGCAAGGAGACGGCCUUGCUGCUGAGUCACGCCGUCUUCCUGAUCUUGAGAACGUACCUCUCGCUUCUGGUUGCGAGGCUGGACGGCGCCAUCGUCCGAGACUUGGUUGGCGGUCAUGGAAAGCAAUUCCUGCUCGGGUUGCUGAGGUGGCUCUCGAUUGGCACACUGGCCUCCUAUACCAACUCGAUGAUCAAAUUCCUCCAGUCCAAAAUAUCCAUCGCCUUCCGCACGCGGCUGACGAGAUACAUCCACGAUCUCUACUUGAACUCGAAUCUUACGUACUACAAACUCACGAAUCUCGAUGGCGGGGUCGAGGGCGCAGACCAGUUCAUCACACAAGAUCUGACACUAUUUUGUACGGCGGCAGCAUCAUUGUAUUCUUCUCUUGGGAAACCUCUGGUGGACAUAUUUGUCUUCAACUACCAACUCUACCGCUCCCUGGGACCCUUGGCUUUGACCGGACUGCUGGUCAAUUACUUCGGCACCGCUACCAUGCUUCGGCGGCUCUCUCCACCCUUUGGUAAACUAAAGGCCGUCGAGGGAAAGAAAGAGGGCGACUUCCGUGGGCUCCAUGCCCGAUUGAUCGCCAAUGCAGAAGAAGUUGCAUUCUACGGGGGUGCUGACGUCGAGAAGGUCUAUUUGGAUAGAUCGUUCAAAGAACUCCGGAGUUGGAUGGAGGGGAUUUACAACGUCAAAGUCCGGUAUAAUAUGCUGGAAGACUUUAUCCUGAAGUACUCGUGGUCGGCUUUUGGCUACAUCAUCACUUCGAUACCGGUGUACCUGCCUGCAUGGGCCGGGCUGAAUGCGAUUCUCGAAGCCAAUACAGGUUCGGGGAGAGAGGUGACAGAGUCCUCGCGGUCAGGGUCUCACAUGAAAGAGUUCACGACCAACAAGAGACUCAUGCUCUCACUCGCCGAUGCAGGCGGUCGAAUGAUGUACAGCAUCAAAGACCUUUCUGAGCUGGCCGGCUACACCUCGCGGGUCUACCAACUCAUCUCAACACUUCACCGCGUGCACGCCAACGCCUAUGCGCCCGUCGGUCGUCGCGCAUCUCAAAGAAUCGAGCUCUACUCGCUUGCGGACGUACAAGGCACGAUCCAAUACGGCUUCGAUGGAGUUCGUUUCGAGGAUGUCCCUGUCGUGGCACCGGGCUUGUGGCCCUAUGGUGGCGACGAGCUGAUUGAGUCUCUCUCCUUUGUGGUUCACAGUGGCGAACAUCUCCUGAUAUCCGGGUCAAACGGCGUGGGUAAGUCCGCGAUUUCUCGUAUUGUCGGUGGACUGUGGCCUGUCUACCGCGGGUUGGUCUCACGCCCUCGAAACAACGGCAUGGACGGGAUCAUGUUUCUGCCGCAGCGACCGUACCUCAGCAUUGGCACGCUCCGAGAUCAGGUCAUCUACCCGCACACGGAGAUGGAUAUGCGGGAGAACGACCGGCGGGACAGUGAACUGGAGCGGAUCCUCGAGGAAGCGAAACUGGGCCACUUGUUGUCGCGAGAAGGGGGUUGGGACACGCGGAAGGAGUGGAAAGAUGUGCUCUCGGGAGGUGAGAAGCAGCGGAUGGCGAUUGCUCGUUUGUUCUACCAUGAACCCAAGUAUGCGUUCCUCGACGAGGGCACUUCUGCGGUGUCUUCGGAUGUGGAGGGGUUGCUGUAUGAGCGGUGUAAGGAGAAGGGAAUCACGGUCAUCACCCUCUCCACGCGCGCCAGUCUUCGCAAAUACCACACGUUCAACCUGGUUCUGGGCCUUGGUGAGGAAGGGUUUGAUUGGGAGCUGAUGAGAAUAGGGACUGAGGAGGAGAAGCUGGGCGUGGAAAAAGAGAUCGCCGAGUUGAAGGAGAGGCUGGCCAUGGUGGAUACCUGGGAGAAGAGGAGAAAAGAGAUUCAGGAUGAGCUGAAUCAGGUGUUUAUCGUGGGAGAUGGGAAGGACACCCAGCCAAAGGGAGAGUUGGAACGUCCGGGGUAUAUUGGGGAUGACACUGCAUCACGCCAGGAAACGCCAUGA
Fonsecaea erecta is the source of this 2484-nucleotide messenger RNA. RefSeq lists its product as hypothetical. Gene Ontology annotation, biological process: peroxisome organization; long-chain fatty acid import into peroxisome; fatty acid beta-oxidation. The transcript has a single exon. The record is from RefSeq and is a predicted model, not a curated record. Gene Ontology annotation, molecular function: ATP binding; long-chain fatty acid transmembrane transporter activity; ATP hydrolysis activity. Lineage: Eukaryota; Fungi; Ascomycota; Eurotiomycetes; Chaetothyriales; Herpotrichiellaceae. Gene Ontology annotation, cellular component: peroxisomal membrane. Bases 1 to 2484 code for a protein of 827 amino acids.